This is a messenger RNA of Oncorhynchus mykiss (rainbow trout), 1070 nucleotides long. The record is from RefSeq and is a predicted model, not a curated record. Lineage: Eukaryota; Metazoa; Chordata; Actinopteri; Salmoniformes; Salmonidae.
CUUAACCUACGGGAGAGAGCACCAAAAUGGCAGAGACUCAGGAACUGUUCUGUUGCUCCAUCUGUCUGGGUCUACUGAAGGAUCCGGUGACUACUGCCUGUGGACACAGUUACUGUAUGGGCUGUAUUAAAGAAAGCUGGGAUCAGGAUGAUCUGAAAGGUGUCUACAGCUGUCCACAGUGCAGACAGACCUUUAUCCCAAGACCUGUACUGAAGAGAAACAUUGUGUUGGCUGAAGUGGUGGAGAAACUGAAGAAGACAGGACUCCAGGCUGCUCCCACUCCUGCUCUGUGCUAUGCUGGACCUGGAGAUGUGGCGUGUGAUUUCUGCACUGGGACCAGAAAGCAGAAAGCCCUCAUGUCCUGUCUGGCAUGUCUGGCCUCUUACUGUGAGACUCACCUCCAACCUCACUAUGAAUUUCCUGGUUUCAAGAAGCACAAGCUGGUCAAAGCCACGGCACAACUACAGGAGAAGAUCUGCUCUCAUCAUGACAAACUGCUGGAGGUUUACUGUCGUACCGAUCAGCAGUGUAUCUGUCUGCUGUGUACAAUGGAUGAACAUAAAGGCCAUGAUACAGUGUCAGCUGCAGCAGAGAGGACUGAGAAACAGAGGCAGCUGGGGAUGAGUCAGAAGAAGGUCCAGCAGAGAUUCCAGGAGAGAGAGAAGGAGCUGAAGGAGCUUCAACAGGCUGUGGAGUCUUUCAAGCGCUCUGCACAGGCAGCAGUGGAGGACAGUGAUCAGAUCUUUACUGAGCUGAUCCGCUCCAUUGAGAGAAGGAGCUCUGAGGUGAAGGAGCUGAUCAGAGCCCAAGAGAAGGCUCAAGUGAGUCAAGCUGAACGACUCCUUGAGCAACUGAAGCAGGAGAUAGCUGAACUGAGGAAGAGAAGCACUGAGCUGGAGCAGCUCUCACACACAGAGGAUCACAUCCAUUUCCUCCAGAGUUAUCAGUCUCUCUCUCUCUCUCCAGAGUUAUCAGUCUCUCUCCAGUAUCAGUGCAUCUUCAGACUUACCCAGCAUCGUUGUCCGUCCUCUUCAGUACUUUGGAGAUGUGAGUAAGACUGUGUCUGAACU